AACUACCCUCCACAAACACACAGACUCUGUCUAGUCUCGACGCUCAACCCACACAGUGGGUUUUCCAGACCAAAGUCAAGCCAUGAAAUCGAAGACUUCAUUCGGGGAGGAGCUUCAACUAAAGUCAGCGUUCAACUGAGAGACUGAGUGUUAAGCUUUGAUUUCAAGAAUGUCUACUUCGGGAAAUGAAGAUCAGAAUCAGAGGAAUACUCCAGUCAUGGAAGAUUCACCUUCAAUGAGAAUUGAAUUUCUUCGGGCACGAUUACUGUCUGAAAGAUCAGUCUCACGGACAGCAAAGCAGAGAGCUGAUGAACUGACCAAGAAGGUUGCAGAACUGGAGGAACAGCUAAAUACUGUCUCUCUUCAAAGAAAGAAAGCUGAGAAAGCCACUGCAGCUGUGCUAGCCAUUUUAGAGAACCAUGGUAUCGGUGAUGCUUCAGAUGGUUUUGACUCAUGCUCUGACCAGGAUGCCGUGAUGUGUGAAUCUAAUGUUUCUGAUAGUAAAGACGAGCCCAAGGAAGCGAGGGAUAAUGAUGGAGAAACCUACUCAAGCUCUGAGAUUGACUCUUCUCCGUCUACUGGUAGAAGCUUGUCAUGGAAAAGUGAUAGAGACUCUCUGCAUUCUUCGAACAGGAAGAAAUACAUAGAUUCUGCCAGAAGAUCUAGCAGUUUUGCAUCAACUGGUACUUCAUCCAAACAUGUUGGUAAAUCAUGUCGGCGGAUAAGGCGCAGGGAAACAAGAUCUACUGUUGAAGAAUCAUAUAACAAAACUAGUAUGCAUGCUGCUCGGGAUAAUUCAGGAACUACACACACUCAGGAUCUUCUUGGAACGGCUGACUUUGGUACUGAGUCACGUAGAGAUGGCCUUGAACACCAUGCUAAAAGUGGCCAAUUGGAAUUUCCAGCUUUUCAGGUACUCGAAAAUCAAAACUGCACACAUGAAGGUGAUGGAGACAUGGAAAAAGCUUUACAACAUCAAGCAAAACUUAUAGGUCAAUAUGAAGAUGAAGAGAGAGCGCAGAGAGAAUGGGAAGAAAAGUACAGAGAGAAUUCCAGCUUUAUGCCGGAUUCAUGUGACCUGGGAAACCAUUCAGAUGUGACUGAAGAAAGAGAUGACAUGAAAGCAUCUGAACAACCAUCCUCUUCUAAGACGUUAUGUUCCCGAGACCAAGAAUGCAAGCCAGAGAGAGUAGAUAGACACUCUAGUGGAGUGCAGGAAGCUCCUAAUGAUUUCCAACCCCCUGCACUUGACAAAAUGAAAUCCAAGAAAACAGUUGUUUCUGAGUCCUCGUCACCGGAAUUUGCUUUUCCUGUGUCUAAGGGAAAUUUGGAUCCAGUGCAUUCCGAAACUAGUGCUCACGCACCUCCCUAUAGCUUCCAUCAGUCUUCACACUUGAGUGCUGUUUCCGCAAACCCCUCAGAGCAUGCUUCAUCUUCUUCUGAUGGCAGUAAUUUGCAAAAGCAUGACACUUCAGGGGGAAAAUAUGAACUUGCUUUGAUCUCCCAUGAGACGAACAGAAGUGUAAGAAAUGUCCUCGAGGCACUGGAACAAGCUAAAGUAUCACUGAGACAGAAACUCCACAGCAUACCACAGAUAGCGGGUGGACCUUCAGCCGAGGUUGCUGCACCCCCCUUUCCUGCCAGUGAAAUUCGUGGAAGAGUGGAGAUUCCUGCUGGAUGCCCGGCGCUUUUCAGAUUGCCAACAGACUUACAUCGGGAUACAACUUCUCAAGCAGGCUAUGCUUCUCUUCCUCCACAAUUCAGUAUGGUAAAUCGUUCCCCCGAAACUGUUUCUGAUAUGUUCUUCCCCAGCCAUUUCCUGGAGUCUCGAUAUACCUCUUCUGCAGGAAGUCCAUUCUCUUCCAUCCCCACCAACCCUUCUACACAACUUGGAUCAAGAAAUGCACCAUGGAGGCCAAUGUUCAAGCCUUCUGUUAAUACCAGCCUACCCUCUUCCUCAAGAUCAAAUCUUUUCGAUCCUCAGCCAAGUGUAGCCAGUCCUUUUUCUAGUAACCAUACUUUUCCAACCUACACGAUGACCCCGCAAUUAUCUUCUCCCAUCGGAUUCUCAUCCACCCAUCCUGACCGGGAAAACAACACGCCACCUCCUGCAACACGCUUCUCACUCUACGAUGAUCAUGUAAGACCAAAUAUGCACAGGUAGUAUCUUGCUACUGUUGCAGUUUUAAUGUCUGAAUGAAGAUCAAGUUCCUGCAUGAUCUUUUGAUCAAGUUUCUUUUCUUGACAUCACAUUUUUAUUUGGGUUAUAUAUUGUCAUUCAUUGCAACUGGGCACUUUAGGUUUAUAAAUGUUGUAUAAGCAGCUGUUGUUGUAUCUAAGAUAUAUAUAUUGGCUUGUAAACUUUUACAGUAGCUCAUAGAAAUGCGGUUUGUAAGCAGGUAAUAAACAACAUAUAUGUAACUUUCUCGUUAAUAAGUUAUAGUUUUCGUUAUAAGCUAA
Messenger RNA from Ipomoea triloba (trilobed morning glory), 2460 nucleotides. RefSeq lists its product as uncharacterized. The record is from RefSeq and is a predicted model, not a curated record. The transcript is spliced from 6 exons. Bases 170 to 2164 code for a protein of 664 amino acids. NCBI's taxonomy places the organism in Eukaryota, Viridiplantae, Streptophyta, Magnoliopsida, Solanales, Convolvulaceae.